Molecule: messenger RNA, 3546 nt
Organism: Brachypodium distachyon (stiff brome)
Lineage: Eukaryota; Viridiplantae; Streptophyta; Magnoliopsida; Poales; Poaceae
Product: gamma-tubulin complex component 5
Exons: 16
Coding region: 144-3251 (1035 amino acids)
Biological process (GO): mitotic cell cycle; spindle assembly; microtubule nucleation
Cellular component (GO): gamma-tubulin complex; spindle pole; centrosome
Molecular function (GO): gamma-tubulin binding; microtubule minus-end binding
Source: RefSeq, a predicted model, not a curated record
GCUCCCGAACUCCGAUCACCCCACGGACGGAUUCCGCCCUUUAGCUCCCCGCUUCAUUUCCUUAAUCUUCCCCAAUUCUUAAUUGAGGCAAAAAUCAAGGUAGGGCGGCCACCCUACUGGGUCCUCCGCCCGUGCCUGCAUCCAUGGUUCUUCCUCAGCAAACCGGAGGAUUGCUGGAGGCCGACGUUACCGAGAGCUUCAUACAUAAGCUUCAGCUUAGUGUAUCCAAUGGCCUUCCUCACGCGGCGCCGGUUCCGGCAUCAAGAGCGGAAGAAGAUGAGCUGGUUAAAAGUGUCUUCCAAGUGCUCCAAGGUUUCGACACGCUCCUGCUCUACUGGGACGAGAAUGUGCCAGCAUACUGCGAGAAAGCGGGGACGUAUGUGUCGCAUCUGUCACGGGCGAGCCUCGGAUCCGUGCUGAAGCCUCUUCUGUUCGCGGCGACAUGCUUGAAGCUUGUGGAACUUUUUGUUGGGAAAGUUAGGUCGUGCGGUCAUGGGACUCCAACAUUGAAUGCGUUUGCUAGUUCAGUCCAUUCCUGGCUUAUGAGGCUUCGAGAAGCAGCUCUGAAAGAGGAAGAGGAGUUAUUUCUUUCAGUCGACCGGACUAUAACUCUUCUCGGUUUGACUGAUUCUAUGUCAAGUUUAUGUUCUGGAGCGGAACAUUUGUAUCAAGUUGUGCAUGGAGCUGUGCCAGAUGGCUUUUGGAAUUCUGGAGCAAACAUUGCAUCCAGUGAAGUGGCAGUUCAUGUUCUGAACCAUAUUUUUAAGAAGUUAAAUGAAGUCUGUCUCGUGGAAGAUGGCGAGGGUGAACCGUAUCAUAUGCUGCUAGUGAUAUUUGCUGGAAGCUUGUUACCUUAUCUUCAUUGUCUUGAUUCCUGGCUUUAUGAUGGCAUUCUUGAUGACCCUUAUGAAGAGAUGUUCUUUUAUGCAAAUAAUGCAGUUACAGUAGAUCAACCCUCCUUCUGGGAAAUGAGCUAUAUGCUCAGAGUAAGAGGAUCGCGAGCUGACAAUUCAUCAACUUUAACUGACACUGAAUCUAUCAGGACAAAGGAAUCAAACAAGCAGGAACCAGCUAAUACAGGAGCUUGCUUGAAAGCCAGUAAUCAAGGUUACGUGGAUAUACUAUGUCCAGUGUUCUUGAAGGAUAUUGCAAGAGCCAUUGUAUCUGCUGGAAAAUCAUUUCAGCUUGUCCAGCAUGUUCAAAGCACACAUCAUACUAGAACUCACGAGGGUACAAAUGGGUUUGAUGUUGAUCAGCAUUCCAAUCACAGUAGUCGACUGAAUCGGCCAGAUAUAUUAAGUUUUGAAAUCAAGGCGGGGCAUCUAACAUGUGAAGAUGAUCUUAGAAAAUCUACUGGCCAGUUUGGACAUGAUGCUCGUGAAAUGGGACUCUUAACUUUGUCUGAGAUAUUCUUGAUAUGCCUAUCUGGUCUGUUAGAAAAUGGUGACCAUGUUUAUGAAUACUUAAGAAACCUGCCCGCUGGUAGUACUCCAGAUGUCAAAGCUUUACUGGAAUGCAAGAGUGAUGCACAAGGAACAAAGGAAGCAUGUGCAGAAAACAGCUCUGAAAAGACUUGGUUAAAGCUCCUAAGAGAUGCUAUAUCAGGAAGAAAAUGUGAUGAUAUGGAGAAAACCCUGUCCAAAAGUGCUGCUAUGAGGGAUCCAACAUCUGUUCAUGAAUAUUUGCAAGAUCUAUCUUCCAAUGCAGUGGACAGACAUUUCAGUCCAUGUUGUUAUGAAAAUCCAGCCAUCACUACUUGUGGAGAUGCACUGCGGAGGAAUCCAAACUCUUGGAGCAACUUGAAUAUCUCUAAAUGCUUUGAUCUUCCUCCGCUGAAUGAUGAGAACAUGCGGAGAGCUAUAUUUGGUGAUCACCAUUCUGCUGGAACUAGCAUUUGUGGCGAUACACAAUCUACAACAUCUUUUCCCAGACUGGAUGGAACCGAUUAUAAGUUUGGCUUUCAGUUUGAUGACUUGGAAUAUGUCCGCCAAGAGGAUGAUAGAAGGACCUUGGAGGACCUUUAUGCAUUUCCGACUCUUCUUCCAUGUGUCAAUGAAAAUGUCCCGUUGUCGGAGAUCUUACCUUUGCAGAAAGAUAGUACGCUUGCGUCGAGAGUUCUGAAGUUUAUUCAGAGCAUGGCUUUGAAAGACCCCCUUCAUCCAGUGGGUAUUAUCCAAGAAUGCCUUUCUAAAUGUAUAAAGAGACAGGUGGAUCACAUUGGCAGGCAAAUCCUAUGCAAGCUAAUGGGUGAAUGGAGAUUAAUGGACGAACUCUUAGUAUUACGAGCUAUCUAUUUGCUAGGAUCAGGUGACAUGCUGCAGCAGUUUCUGAUAACAAUUUUUGAUAAGCUCGAUAAGGGGAAUUCCUGGGAUGAUGAUUUUGAGUUGAAUACUUUAUUGCAGGAAUCCAUAAGAUACUCAGCUGAUAAAAUGCUCCUAACUGCUCCAGAUUCGCUGGUUGUUUCACUAGCAAAGCCUGACCCACGAUAUGAUGAGGAAAGUGCAUUAACUUCCAGAAAAGGCCGUGCACAAGGUUUUGGCAUUGAUGCACUUGACGUGCUUAAUUUCACGUAUAAGGUGUCUUGGCCUCUUGAUCUAAUUGCUAAUGCGGAGGCUCUGAAGAAGUAUAAUCAGGUCAUGGGAUUCUUACUGAAGGUCAAGCGUGCAAAGUUUGUGUUGGAUGAAACUCGGAAGUGGAUGUGGAAGGGCAGGGGCAGCACGGCACAUAAUUUUAAACAACACUUGAUAGUAGGGCAGAAGCUCCUCCAUUUCGUCGAUGCAUUUCAUCAAUAUGUCAUGGACCGAGUGUAUCAUAGUGCAUGGACUGAGCUUUGUGAUGGCAUGGCAUCUGCUACCACACUGGACGAAGUCAUGGAAGUUCAUGAGGCAUAUCUUUCUUCUAUUCAGCGGCAAUGCUUUGUGGCAUCCGAUAAGUUGUGGGCCCUCAUCGCCAGUCGAGUCAAGACUAUACUAGGAUUGGCGCUAGACUUCCACAAUGUGGAGCAAACUCUCGGUACCGGUGGAACCACUCCAGCUGUUAGGUCAAGAUGUGAGAUGGAGCUGGAUCGGAUCGACAAGCAAUUCGACGAGUGUGUUGUGUUCCUCUUGAGGAUCCUAUCUUUCAAGCUCAACGUGGGUCAUUUUCCACAUCUCGCUGACCUGGUCACGCGGAUCAAUUACAAUCACUACUACAUGUCUGACACUGGAACCUUCUCUGCGAUCCCUGGGUCCCGGUCACGGCAGCAGCCUUGAUAGGAAUUGUAGGUGUUCUCCUUCUGCGGAGAAUGUAUGUACAAGGAGUUGUAAGUUUGUAGCAAGCGAACCUGAGGCAGCCAGCCAGUAGUUUCUGAAUCCCUUCAUUUUAUUCCCCCGCGGUUUUGAGGAUGUAACACUGUUUGAUUUAUUUCCCAGGUUCAGUUGUAUGUGUGCACAUGAGUUGUUCCCAGAGCUCCGUAAGUCUGACAUUUAGUAGAAAAUGGUUGGAUUCCUUGUGCUGGAACACAAGUUGCAAUAUAUGUUUGAGAACGUCCCGAGCACCCUUUCAAAA